Molecule: messenger RNA, 2298 nt
Organism: Cuscuta campestris
Lineage: Eukaryota; Viridiplantae; Streptophyta; Magnoliopsida; Solanales; Convolvulaceae
Source: the annotation of a GenBank genome assembly
GCGACCUGCGUAUGUGAUGCACUUAAGGCCACCGGAAGGCCAAUUGGAUCUUCAUGAGAUACCCAGACGAACCAUAGCAAACCUACUUCGGUUUUUCUUAGAAAUGUCACUAGGAAAUCGGCGAUAUUGGUGCUACGAAUGCCAAAGACAUGUGGCAGGAGUCCCUUCUUCUGGAAUAAUCGAAUGCGGUGAAUGUUCAGGUCGUAGAGUUACGAGACUCGAAGAUGCAACUAGAUACGAUGAUGGGCUCGACUACUGGUGCUUUCCAUGUCAAGAACCCGUUAGAGUCUCAUCAUCUUCUUGUGAAAUAAAAUGCCCUCAAUGUUUCCGUCAAUUCAUGGUGGGCAUUGAAUUAUGGAGAGUGAUCAUCAUCCAAGGCUUGUCUGCAUGGAAAAUGAUAUGGCGUGCUAAUUUCAGACCUCCUGCGAAAGGAGAACUAAUAUUCGGGUUAGGAUAUCGUUCUGGCACAGGGGCGGCUGGCAUACAACCACUCAUUGAGUCAAUGGCAGAUGAUAUUUCUGAAGGCCCGGCUCCGGUAGCAGAAUUUAUAAUCGGUGCAAUACCCGCCAUAAAAAUCUUGAAAUCACAUCUGGUGGAAAGCCAAGAGUGUAACAUUUGCAAAACCGAGUUUGAGGUUGGGGAGGAAGCCAGAGAGUUGCCUUGCGAACAUAUUUAUCACUCUGAUUGCAUUGUGCCAUGGUUGAGGCUUCACAAUUCUUGCCCUGUCUGUCGAAAGAAUGUGGCUGGUCGUAGAGUUACGAGAGUUGGUGACGCAACUAGAUACGAUCACGGGCUUGAUUACUGGUGCUUUCCAUGUCAAGGACCCGUUAGAGUCUCAUCAUCUCCUUGUGAAAUAAAAUGCCCUCAAUGCUUUCGUCAAUUCAUGGCGGGCAUUGAAUUGUGGCGAGUGAUCGUCAUCCAAGGCUUGUCAUGGAAAAUGAUAUGUUGCUCUAACUUCAGACCUCCUGCGAGAGGAGAACUACUACUGGGAUUAGGAUAUCGUUCUGGACCAGGGGCGGCUGGCAUACAACAACUCAUGGAGCCAAUGGGAGAUGAUGUUCUUAAAGGCCCGCCUCCGGUAGCAGAAUUUAUAAUUGGUGAUAGAGUUGUGGAUUUCAAUGAUGCAACAAGAUACAAUCACCGGUUCAAUUACUGGUGCUUUCCAUGUGGUGGAGGGGUUAGAGUCUCGUCUCCUGGUGAAAUGAUAUGUCCACAAUGUUCCCGUCAAUUCAUGGCGUCCAUUCAUUCAUGGAGACUGUUCGUCUUCCAAGGCGUAUCAUGGCGGUUCGCAAGUGUUUCACAUUUCAGACGACCUUCGGACGGGGAACUAGUAAUGGGAAGAGGGUAUCUUUCUGGCCCGGGGGCAGCGGGCAUGCAACAACUCGUGGAGCAAAUGCUCGAUGAUAAUCCUACAGGCCCGCCACCCGCGCCAGAAUUUAUUAUCGACGCAAUACCCAAGAUACAAAUCUCGGAGUCCCAUUUGAUAAACGAUAAAGCGUGCUCGGUUUGCUUGGAAGAGUUUGAGGUUGGGGAGGAAGCAAGAGAGUUGCCUUGCAAGCAUAUUUAUCACUCCGAAUGCAUCGUGCCAUGGUUGAGGCUUCACAAUUCUUGCCCCGUCUGUCGAAACGACGUGGACGAAAACAUAGCCGAGAAUGAAACUGCAGAAACUACUCAGAGUAGCGAUCGUAACGAUGUGGCAACGAAUAACAUCCAUAAUAUCAAUGACGAUGAUGAUGAUGACGACGAGCGUGGAGAUGAGAUAAAGCGGGAUUUGCCCGAGCCCGAGCCCGAGCCCGAGCAGGGCGGACAGGACCAUGGAGAAAAUAAUGAGGGUGAGCAUGAGGAGGAGAGGAGUGUUGUUAGAAGGCGGUCGAGGUUAAGGCCGGCAACUGCAAUAUGCCCUUUUAGAAUGAGGGAUGUGGCUAUAGCAUUAUUGAAGACAUUUGGAGGAACACUAUUGAGGCAGCUGUUAAUUGCUUUAAAAGUUGUGGUCUUUUGGAGCACUCUAGGGUAUAUCAAUAUCAAGAUUGAUCCACCUCCUGACCCUUGAUCAUAUUUUAACUUCAUUUACUCCUGAUAUAUAUAUAUAUUCCCUCCGUCCCGAUCGAAUUAAUCGCCCCUGUUUCACUCUAAGAAAAAAUGUUGAAAAAUAAAGAAAAUAUUGCAUUGAAAUACAGUCUUAAUACUCCUUGUGUCUCAAAAAGAUCUUUAUAUUUGACUUUUUAAUUUACGGCUAUCAAUGCGACAUAUUGAUUAUUAAUCAUCAUAUUUGUUUAUAAAUAAAAAUUACAAAAAUCU